This is a messenger RNA of Toxorhynchites rutilus septentrionalis, 917 nucleotides long. Its product is annotated as mitochondrial inner membrane protease subunit 2. Gene Ontology annotation, cellular component: mitochondrial inner membrane peptidase complex; membrane. The record is from RefSeq and is a predicted model, not a curated record. Gene Ontology annotation, biological process: mitochondrial respiratory chain complex assembly. NCBI's taxonomy places the organism in Eukaryota, Metazoa, Arthropoda, Insecta, Diptera, Culicidae. The coding region runs from base 266 to 823 and encodes 185 amino acids. The transcript has 2 exons. Gene Ontology annotation, molecular function: serine-type endopeptidase activity.
AUCUCAAAUUAAAAACAAAAACUGAUCGGCUACUCUUCCGAAGGCUCUGAUUAUUCAACAAAACAGCGGAAUAAAAUUCGUGUUCUGUCAAAUACUGGAGCUGUGCGCUUUAAUCCUAUCCUAAACUAUUCUUAAGAUAUAAUGCAUAACAGGACAAAUUAUAAGUGCACAAUGUAAGCUGGGCUCUUGAAGAUCAAAUCAUAUCACAGAAAAAACGGAAGUGUUGCAGUUCCAGAAAACCCCCACGAACGACAACAGCGCGACUAUGAAAAUUCCUUUAUUUUUCAAAUCUGUACUGCUGAGCAUUCCGGUGGGAGUGACCUUUUUCGAUUGUGUCGGAUAUGUUGUCCGGGUGGAUGGCAUCUCGAUGCAACCGGCCUUGAAUCCCGAUGAGAGCGCUGCGACUGAUUAUGUUUUCCUGUCACGUUGGGCCGUUCGGAACAUGGAUGUGAAGCGGGGAGAUGUGGUGUCGUUGAUAUCACCCAAAGAUCCUAGUCAAAAAAUUAUCAAACGUGUGGUUGGGCUACAGGGAGACGUGAUCUCAACGUUAGGAUAUAAAAUGCCGUACGUGAAGGUGCCCGAAGGACACUGUUGGAUCGAAGGGGAUCAUACAGGGAACUCACUGGAUAGCAAUACUUUUGGCCCAAUAUCGCUUGGGUUAAUAACGGCUCGGGCCACGCAGAUUGUGUGGCCCCCGACACGUUGGCAAUCUCUAAAAUCGGAUAUUCAGAAAACGCGACAUCCCAUUUCCCUGGGUAAAUCUGCUUCGGGAAACAAUGCUAGCGUCAACCAUCAAACAUUACAAGCUCAAAAGAAGACUUAGUCAUGUCCAUAUUUAGAGUACCUCAACAUGAUGUAAAACAUCCCAAAAAUUAUAUUCUGCCAGUGAAAUAUAUUUACUGUCUGAUUUUUUUUAA